AUGCUAUCACGACAUUUAACAAACAAGAUACUUGAUAUUCGUCUUGAAGAAGAAAAGUUUUAUUUUCCUGGAGAGACUAUUCAAGAAAAAGAAUACAACACGUUAUUUCAAAAGACACUUGCACUUUCGGUAUACCCUAACAGCACUACACCUAAACAGACAACGUUAGAUGCGACUGAACAUAGUUUUCCUUUUGAAUUCAUUGUUCCAAAAAGCUCUGAUUUACCGAGCUCCAUGGAGUUUGGUAAAAAAGGUCAUAUUCGAUAUACUAUCCGUGCUGUAUUGGACAGACCCAUGGUACCAGAAUCCCUGUGUCCCAAAACAGACUAUAUUGUGUCUUUGCUUGAAUACAUUGAUAUUGAACAACCUCAAUUCAAAGUGCCACAAGAAAAGAGUCAAGACAUUAUGCUGCCAAAAGCAAAAUACAAUCAGAAAUGCAUGUUGAGAGCAUCGAUGCCUCGUUUAGGUUUCACAAGAGGUGAUAUUGUGCCUCUCAAGGUCACAAUUGAUCAUUUUACAUCAUAUGAACGUAAACAUGGUGUGACGGUGGACUUGGUUAGAACGGUUGAAAUUAGAACAACGCGACACACGAUCUUUAAAGAAGCUGUCUUAAAAUCAACACCUUACGAUAUGCAUAUCACACAUCAACAACAAGCCAUCACUUGUCAAAUCUUGAUUCCAACAUCUACACCCCCUUCCAUUCGCUAUAAAGAUAAAGUGCUUCGAUUUCAUUAUAAAGUUCGAAUUUCAGCGGAUUUUGGAAAGAAGGUAGUGUGUACCUUGGAUCUGCCUAUUGUGAUUGGCACUUGGCCUCGCGCAGCUGUGCCUAUUGACGAUGAUGAUGAGGAUGAGGAUGAUGAGCAAGAGGAUAAGCAGAGUUCAUUUCAUUUAGACAGUUCCAUUAUUACAGAAAAUGAAGAUGAUGAUGAAUCUUACAAGUCAUGUUCCCUAGACGACACACGCCACUUGUCUUGGCAAGCUAUUUCCGCGCAACCAAAAAACAAUAACAGCGAAUGGCCAGAAGCCCCUUCUGUCCUGCUUGAAACAGAUGUCCCUACGCAUAUUCUUGAACCCAUCUCUACUCCACAACACAAAACACUCAAUGUAUCAGACAGUGAUAGUAAUAGUAAUAGUAAUAGUAAUAGUAAUGACGAAGACGAUUUACUUGCAAUCAUUGAGCGAAAAAAGAAAAAAGAACAAAAAAAGAAAGCCACACAUUCAUAA
Molecule: messenger RNA, 1224 nt
Organism: Gilbertella persicaria
Lineage: Eukaryota; Fungi; Mucoromycota; Mucoromycetes; Mucorales; Choanephoraceae
Exons: 6
Coding region: 1-1224 (407 amino acids)
Biological process (GO): ubiquitin-dependent endocytosis
Cellular component (GO): cytoplasm; cytosol; plasma membrane
Molecular function (GO): ubiquitin protein ligase binding; protein-macromolecule adaptor activity
Source: RefSeq, a predicted model, not a curated record